Portunus trituberculatus (swimming crab) is the source of this 1792-nucleotide messenger RNA. RefSeq names its product transmembrane protease serine 11D-like. The coding region runs from base 79 to 1704 and encodes 541 amino acids. The record is from RefSeq and is a predicted model, not a curated record. Gene Ontology annotation, biological process: proteolysis. NCBI's taxonomy places the organism in Eukaryota, Metazoa, Arthropoda, Malacostraca, Decapoda, Portunidae. Gene Ontology annotation, molecular function: serine-type endopeptidase activity. The transcript has 11 exons.
GUCCCACUCAUCGCAUUCCCCUGGCGUCUGCCUCAGCUGCUUUCAGUUCCACAGAGAGCCACGCUUCCCACCGCCACCAUGCGUCCCGCCCUGCUGUCUUUGGGUGUCUUCCUCAUGUGUGUGUUGAGUGGCAGCGAAGCCCGAGGCAUCGCUCCGCUUGGGCAGGAUCUUGUUAUGGAGCCAAGAGAUAGUAAACAUGUACCGAGGAAGGCUGACCAAAAGUGUGUUGGACGAUGUGCAGUCGAGAGCUCAAUGGGAUCGUCUUACUACAGCAGCGGAUCCUACAGUUUUGAUGACAGCUCGAUGGGGUCAUCUUACUACGGCAGUAUGGUUUACGACUAUGACAGCUCAAUGGGAUCGUCUUUCUACAGCAGCGGAUCCUAUUCUGGUGACAGCUCAAUGGGAUCGUCUUUCUACAGCAGCGGAUCCUAUUCUGGUGACAGCUCAAUGGGAUCGUCUUACUACAGCAGCGGAUCCUAUUCUGGUGACAGUUCAAUGGGAUCGUCUUACUACGGCAGUAUGGUUUAUGACUAUGACAGCUCCUAUGGAUCUUCUUACUAUGGCAGUGGAUCUUACAGUUACAGCUACGGUGACAGCAUGGGACCAUCUUACUAUGGCAGUGGAUCUUACAGCUAUGGUGACAGCAUGGUAUCAUCUUACUACAGUGGAACUUACAGCUAUGGUGACAGCAUGGUAUCAUCUUACUACAGUGGAACUUACAGCUAUGGUGACAGCAUGGGACCAUCUAACUAUGGCAGUGGAUCUUACAGUUACUACAGCUAUGAUAGCAGCAUGGGAUCGUCUUACUAUGGCAGUGGAUCUUACAGUUAUGGUAGCAGCACGGGGUCAUCUUAUGGUUCUUCUGGCUCGGGAGUCACAGAAGCAACUGAACAGCCUGCCACCACAAUACCCAGUGAAGGGAGUUGCAAGUGUGGUGUCCGUAACGAGAUCACCAGGAUUGUGGGCGGCGUAGAAGCCACCGUGAAUGAGCUACCUUGGCAGGUUGCAUUAGUUCCCAAAAGUAGCAGCAAACCUUUUUGUGGUGCCUCAAUCAUAGCCAGCCAGUGGAUUCUUACAGCUGCACACUGCGUUAACAGAUAUACUGCGAAUCGAGCUAAUGUAGUCAUCGGGGAACAUGACUGGUCAAUUACCGAGGACACACCUGUUACCAAGAUAAAGGCCAUCAAAGAGGUCAUAAUUCAUGAUGGCUACAAUGAUCAGACAAUGAACAAUGACAUUGCGUUGCUGAAGCUUGAAACCCCCAUUGUAUUCCCCACCAACAACAAGGUUGCACCAAUCUGUCUCCCAUCAGCAGGAAAUCUUUUUGAGUCUGUGUCUGCCAUUGUCUCUGGCUGGGGAACCCUCACUUCAGGUGGAUCACAGCCGGAUAUACUUAAUCAUGUGACAGUACAGACAAUGACCAAUGAAGAAUGCAAGAACAAAAAUUACAGCAGCGACGAUAUCACAGACAAUAUGAUCUGCGCUGGCGUAUCACAGGGAGGCAAGGACUCCUGUCAGGGUGAUUCUGGCGGCCCCUUGGUGACGGAUAAUGCAACGAACAGUGAGCUAAUUGGUAUUGUCUCUUGGGGAAGUGGCUGUGCUGCUGAGGGUUACCCAGGUGUCUACACCAGAGUUACCAACUACCUUCCAUGGAUCCAAGAAAAGACAGGAAACAGCUGGUCAACUUGCCAGCCCCUCAGCUGAAAGCCCUGGCUCACACUCUACUCUUCCUCAAGAUAAUAAUCGUUGCUAUGAAUAACUGAUAUCAUAACAAUAAAUGCAGCAUAAAAUA